AUGGAGAGAGUUUCGCGUGUGCUUUCCUUCCCUCGUUCGGCGCGAGUCUUCUCCGAGGCGGCCGGAAGCGUGAGUGGAUGCGGAGCGCGGUUCGUCCCGUCAAGAGCGAACGCGGCUCUCGGCACCCGAAGAACAGGACCUUCGUCCGCUGUCGGGGGGAUGCUUCAACUGGAGAUGUCAUGUGUUUCUGCGCAUUUCGUGCUGCAAGACUUACGGAAGUGUGGCGCAGGCAAAGACGCUUUCUUCGUGCCAUUCUUGCGAGCCGGUCGGUGCUUCGCAACCAGUUCCGGGGCGGAGACUGCCCACGCCACCGGAGCAAACUCAGCGAGCAGGGAACAACCGUCCGACACAAAUCCUGCGAAGCACGAUGUCCCAGUGGACACGGAUAUCAAGGCGGUUACCGAUUACAUCGUCGGAAUGGCGGAGAAGUUUUUGCACAAGGACGAGAACGUGCAUCCGACGAGGAAGCUCGAGGAGAUGCGCACGAAGGAUGAGCGGCUGUGGGACUGUCUGGACACAGUGGAAUUUGUCCUCGACGUGGAGGAGAUUUUUGACGUGAUCAUCCCGGACGAGACUGCGGACAACUUCCAAACUCUCCAGGAAAUCGCCGACUACGUUGUUUCCCAGAGGCAGAAGAGAGAGCGGACAAAGCAGAAGGUGAAGUAA
Messenger RNA from Besnoitia besnoiti, 666 nucleotides. RefSeq lists its product as uncharacterized. The coding region runs from base 1 to 666 and encodes 221 amino acids. The record is from RefSeq and is a predicted model, not a curated record. Lineage: Eukaryota; Apicomplexa; Conoidasida; Eucoccidiorida; Sarcocystidae. The transcript has 4 exons.